CCCUGCGAAGAGCAGCACUAGCCCCUCGGAGCGGGAAAACUGCUGGGAAUAAGGUGGGGUUUGUUUCGGCCGCCGCAUGAGUACGUCCUCGCCCGGCGAUGGCCCCGCAGCCCACGCCGGCCUGGGUGCUGCUGCUGGCCCUGCUGGCCAGCUGCCUGCCAGGUGGGUGGCCCAGGGACUUCACCAUCAAGGACAUCGUCUACCUCCACCCUUCCACCACCCCGUAUCCUCACGGAUUUAAGUGCUUCACCUGCGAAAGGGCAGCAGAUAAUUACGAAUGCAACCGCUGGGCUCCCGAUGUCUAUUGUCCAAGAGGUACAAGAUACUGCUUCAGCCAGCACAUGAUGAAAGUUACUGGAGAGAGUGUGUCUGUCACCAAACGCUGUGUGCCACUGGAGGACUGUCUGGCCACUGGUUGCACUUAUGUGAAGCAUGAAGAGUACAAGGUCUGCACCUCCUGCUGCGAGGGCAGCAUCUGCAACCUGCCCCUGCCCAGGAACACCAGCGACGCCGUCUUCACAACCCUCUCCCCCCCCAGCAAAGCCCAGCAGCUCUCCCGGCCCCUCCUGCUGACCACGGCCUGUCUCUUCUGCCUGGGCUUGAUGUCACAGCCCUGGGUCACCCCAGGGUCUCACGGCUGAGGCUGGUACAGACACUCUUCUUGACUCCUGCCUUUGCUCUGCGGAGAACCGUGCUGGGGAAGAAUCCCUGCCAGCUGCUCUGCCCGUCGCUCACGCAGCCCAAACUCCCCUGUGAUGCUGUCACAGCACUAACCCUGGUGUCUCCUUAACCUGCCCCCCCGAGAACACACCAUCAAUAAUACAGUCUUUGCAGUCUCCCCACAUCCCCUGCCCCUCUGGGAGAGGCAGCAAGGCAGCAGGAGCUGGAUGAGGCCGAAGGAGCAGCAGCAGCAGCUUGGGUCAGGCUGGCCUUGCACACAAGAAGCUUCCUCCAAGGUUGUCCACCUGCAGCCCGAAGAGCCAACC
Apus apus (common swift) is the source of this 986-nucleotide messenger RNA. It is a transcript of the gene LYPD6, whose product is annotated as LY6/PLAUR domain containing 6. Lineage: Eukaryota; Metazoa; Chordata; Aves; Apodiformes; Apodidae. The record is from RefSeq and is a predicted model, not a curated record. The transcript is spliced from 5 exons. Gene Ontology annotation, molecular function: acetylcholine receptor inhibitor activity. The coding region runs from base 99 to 641 and encodes 180 amino acids. Gene Ontology annotation, biological process: positive regulation of canonical Wnt signaling pathway.